AUGGCUUCUCAAAGGGAUGAGCGUGAGAUGAAAGCGCCUGCAGGAGGGGAUAAUAAAAGGGAUCUGGCGGUGUCUGUUUCUACGUGUCCGGACAAGGAUGGUGCAGAGGAGAGGCGAACGGACAAGCUAGAGCAGAUGAAGGAGUGGAAGAACCGUUUUGAUGAGUUUGUGUCGUAUACUCACACGGUACUUAACGACGUACUUGGCUAUACUCGGCCGGAUGCGACCUCGGAGUUGAAUAGCCGACCGGUAAAUUCUCCGUCAGGUAACGGUGGUAGCCGUUGCAGCCCUCAACAGCGCACGCUUGGUGCCGAUCCGCCAUCAAUACAGAGCUCUUCCCAAACCGCCCCCGAAAAAGACCCCAAAUCCACAGGCUCUAAUAAACCGCCUUCAGUGACGGAUCCUAAAAGAAGGGUUUACACUUCGUUGACCGAGCCUCCCCGAAACGUCAGGCAGUGCAUGGACUGGUUGAUAGCCCUGAAGGGGAAGGAUGGUACAAAGAACAUUAAGGCUUUGGGUGAGGUAGUUUACGGUUUCCUCGCAGACAAGCCUGUAGGAUACACUAGGGUGCCAGCUCUCGAGGAAAUUAAAGAGAUCGUUAAGCAGUUCCUGAAGCAAAAGCAUAUUAGGGGCGAACCCUCCAUAAGGGAGAUGCUGAGCAAAUAUGAGACCUUGCGUAGUCUUGGAGAUCCAUGUAUCGAUUGCUUCUUUUACAUCGAAGAGCAUUAUGAGAACAUCAUACAGACCAAGCGCAUCACUGCUAUCUACAUCGCCGAGAGCUUGACUGAUCUUGUGAAAGGUUGUGAGAACUUCUUGGAAGGUAUCAAAAACCCUGACCAGUAUAUUUCUGCUUACUCGCCAGAUGCGACGUGGGAUGUGAAAUGCGCGAAGGACCUGGAAGCGUAUGCGAUCAUAUUUGUUGGGAUUGCGCCGAUGCUAUACGCAGGCUUACUAUCUGUGAUGAUAGAGUGUUGGAACGCGCGCUGGGGAUGUCCGACACUAAUUAGGAGUAAGCGAUUGCUACAAAUAUUGAACGAUUUGGGCUACGUUGAGCCGGAAUGCCGCUCCAAAAUCACACCUGCAGUUAUCGACAGAGCGUUGAGCCGAUUGGAUUACCAUGAAUUGGGGACUCUCUACAACCUCUCUGGAUUCUGGGCGUUCUAUGAUUUUCAAAACUAUUCAUCGACAGAUGCAUCAUCAUCAGGUCACGAAUCCUCAGGAUCUUGCAAAACUGUAGAAGCAGAUCAACACGAGCAGAGUCUCUGUCCGGCUCCACAGUCAGUAGCCGUCAACGAACUCUCACGAAACAUUUGUAACUUGUGA
Messenger RNA from Babesia ovata, 1323 nucleotides. RefSeq lists its product as uncharacterized. The record is from RefSeq and is a predicted model, not a curated record. NCBI's taxonomy places the organism in Eukaryota, Apicomplexa, Aconoidasida, Piroplasmida, Babesiidae. The transcript has a single exon. Bases 1 to 1323 code for a protein of 440 amino acids.